Penicillium subrubescens is the source of this 885-nucleotide messenger RNA. RefSeq names its product FMN-binding negative transcriptional regulator. The record is from RefSeq and is a predicted model, not a curated record. Bases 1 to 885 code for a protein of 294 amino acids. Lineage: Eukaryota; Fungi; Ascomycota; Eurotiomycetes; Eurotiales; Aspergillaceae. The transcript has 2 exons.
AUGCAUCUCCGCCCCGACCACACAGUCCGCGAUCUCCCAACUUUACACUCUUUUAUCCGCGCCCAUCCUCUCGGUGUGCUCACUACUUCAUUGCCGUCAGAGAACUUUCCUACUUUGCAAUGUAGUCAUAUACCCUGGGUAUUGGAUGUGGAAACAGAGACGGGGACUGAAACGUGUGAAACGCCUGAAGCCUUCAAUGGCAAUGACAGCACUACUGCGUCCUCCCUGGGUAUCCUUCGGGGCCAUAUUGCCCGCGCAAAUCCCCAAACAGCCGCUAUGAUCGAAGCCGUCACGGACGCCCGUCCCGCUAACACUAGCACUGGAGAAUCCAACCCCAAUCCCAACUUAGUCGGGUCUGCAGAUCAAACCCAAGCCCAGCACCAAAACAGGGAGUACGUUCUUCCGGGUGAAGUCCUGAUUAUCUUCGCCAGCCCUGUCGAUCAUUAUAUCUCGCCGCAUUUUUACACAGCGGCGAAAUCUGCUGCUGCUGCUGCUUCUGCGGGGAAAGCUAAAAUCGCGCCGACGUGGAAUUACGCUGCUGUACAGGUUUAUGGGCACAGUUAUCUGAUUUGGCGGUUUUGGGGGGAGGAGGGUGUUAUGGGUUUCUCCAAUGCCAAUGCCGGUGCCAAUGGAGGUGGUGGUGAGAGUGAGGGUGGCGGGCAGAGUCCCUGGAAACUUUCCGAUGCCCCUGAAAACUACAUCACUCUUUUAAAGAAGAAUAUCGUUGGUAUACAGGUGGAGAUCACCCGUGUGGAGGGUCGAUUCAAGGUUAGUCAGGAGAAGGGUGUUGGUGAUCGGGGUGGAGUUGUGGAUGGAUUGGAGAAAAUUGGUGGGGGGAGGGCGAGAAGGAUGGCGGAGUUUGUGAGGAAGGGGCGUGUUGUAUAG